AUUCACUUCCCGCAUACAAAGGGAUUAAAGAGUGUACUGUGUGCUUGCUGCAGGGGUAAUAGCGACCGAACAAACAGAAGAAAGCACGUUAAAACGUUGGAAUGAUUGCAUUGCUUGUUUAACUUCUACUAAUGUAACGGAAUAUUAUUAUUCCCAGCAGGUAAGGGAGACGCUGAGGGGCUGAAUGCGCAACCAGGUGCAGGCUCGCUUCCAGUCAUGACCUCGGGGAAUGGGAACAAUGCGCCCACGGUGACCGGCAGCACCCCUCAUAAUGGCGAGAGCAAACCGCCCCAGGCAAUAGUGAAACCCCAGAUCCUCACCCACGUCAUUGAGGGAUUUGUGAUCCAGGAGGGAGCCGAGCCUUUCCCUGUGGAACGUCCGUUGUCAUUGCUGAUCGAGAACCUGAAGAAACACAAACAACAAACACAUUCCGACUCUGAGAAAACAACCUCCUCCAACAGCACGACAGACUCUGAGAUGGAGGACCUAUCACACCAAGAGCUGAAGCAGCAGGAGGAGCCCACCCUGACGUGUGAGCUAUGUGGCAGAGUGGACUUUGCCUACAACUUCAAGAGAUCCAAGAGGUUCUGCUCCACAGUAUGUGCUAAACGGUAUAAUGUGGGGUGUACAAAGCGAAUGGGCCUCUUUCCAAAUCGACAAACCACCAUGGAGAAGCUGAAGAAGCAAAGAAUGUCGGCUGGAAACCAACAGAACUCGAGUUCAGAAACCAAAAAACGGACUCCCACCACUGGCCAACAAACUGGGGGUGGAUCAAUGACAUCCAGCCACCCCUCUCACGGGGAGUCCAGCCAGUGUUCGGACAUGUCUAGCUACGAGGGUCCUCCUUCGCCCCCCCUGUCUGCUGCCAGCUCCGGUGCUCACAGGCCCCAGCUGGGCAGAGGGCCCGAGCACGUGGAUGGAUGUGGACAAAAUCUGCCCCUCACCCAGCACUUCCUGCCCAGCGACCCAGCCAAGUGGAACGUGGAGGACGUCUUCGAGUUCAUCUGCUCCCUGCCAGGUUGCCUGGAGAUAGCCGAGGAGUUCCGCUCGCAGGAGAUUGACGGCCAGUCCUUGCUGCUGCUGAAAGAGGACCACCUUAUGGGCACAAUGAACAUUAAACUGGGGCCCGCGCUCAAGAUCUUUGCCCAGAUCAGUGUGCUGAGAGACUCGUAGCCCCUCUCUGGAGUUGCUACACUGUUUUCCUGCAAUGUUCUCUGGACCCCUCAACUCCGACCAUGCUCAAGCCUACUGCUGUGGCAGGUGCGUUCCAGGGUGGUGGCGGAUGGACGAAGGUUGUCUCUGUCCCAUAGAAGAUGAUGGUCCACAGGAUAUUGACAGCGCUAUUGAAUUUUAGAGCUUUGACUCUGGACUCUCCUAUGCCAUGCAGGAACUGUUAUCUACUGUAUGAGUUGUACUGUGGAUCUUGUACUGUUCACAUUUGAUUCACAAGUAGCUCACCCAGCCAGACUCCAAGUGGACAACAAGGUGGUACUUAAGUACAGAAAUGCCAUUACUAGUAGUCAGUUUCUAACAAUUGUGAGAUAGUUGCAUCGUAUAACUUUUCCAUAGAUAAUAUAUUUUUGGUUCUUGACUGGAAGUUGGUGUUUAGGGCAUUUUGGUCUUGGUGGAAAGUGGUUGAAAACCUGCCUAGGACUGUAUUUUACAGUUCAUGCCUUGAAAUGUUGUAAUUAAGUAUUUUUUUAUAUAUAUAUAUAUAUACUGCUCAAAAAAAUAAAGGGAACACUUGAACAACACAAUGUAACUCCAAGUCAAUCACACU
Messenger RNA from Salmo salar (Atlantic salmon), 1780 nucleotides. The record is from RefSeq and is a predicted model, not a curated record. NCBI's taxonomy places the organism in Eukaryota, Metazoa, Chordata, Actinopteri, Salmoniformes, Salmonidae.